This is a messenger RNA of Dunckerocampus dactyliophorus (ringed pipefish), 1639 nucleotides long. RefSeq names its product ras-related protein Rap-2a-like. The transcript is spliced from 2 exons. Bases 342 to 893 code for a protein of 183 amino acids. Gene Ontology annotation, molecular function: GTPase activity; GTP binding; GDP binding. Gene Ontology annotation, cellular component: plasma membrane. NCBI's taxonomy places the organism in Eukaryota, Metazoa, Chordata, Actinopteri, Syngnathiformes, Syngnathidae. Gene Ontology annotation, biological process: Rap protein signal transduction; negative regulation of cell migration. The record is from RefSeq and is a predicted model, not a curated record.
CAGGCCGGAAACGUCCGGUGGAUGCACCGAAUCCAGAGGCGUGGAUUCCCUACACUUUUUUUUUUGUCUUCUUAAGGACAAACCCUUCACCCUAAAUUCUGCGCUGCUUCGUGUAGAGCUGAGGGGGGGGGAUGUCUUCUUAGCACACGAAGAUGACGUGCAGUCUUAUGUCUGCCUGCUGCAUUAUGGAUGGAAGAAGGGGGUUCCGUCCAGAUAGCGUGGGAACAUCUCAGUAGGAGCCUGAACGCAACAUCGUCUCCGCCUGCGCCGCAGUACGCGUGUCGUGGCCGUGGCGUGAGCGCACGACGGCGGGGAUGUGCCGGAUGUGAACGCGGGGCACGAUGCGGGAGUACAAGGUGGUGGUGCUCGGCAGCGGCGGAGUGGGCAAGUCGGCCCUGACGGUCCAGUUCGUCACUGGGACGUUCAUCGAGAAGUACGACCCCACCAUUGAAGAUUUCUACCGGAAGGAGAUCGAGGUGGACUCGUCCCCGUCGGUGCUGGAGAUCCUGGACACGGCCGGCACCGAACAGUUCGCCUCCAUGCGGGACCUUUACAUCAGGAACGGCCAGGGCUUCAUCCUGGUCUACAGUCUGGUCAACCAGCAGAGCUUCCAGGACAUCAAGCCCAUGAGAGACCAGAUCAUCAGGGUCAAGAGGUACCAGCAGGUGCCGGUGGUGCUGGUGGGAAACAAGGUGGAUCUGGAGGAUGAGAGGGAGGUGUCCCCCAGCGAGGGCCAGGCACUGGCGGAGGACUGGGGCUGCCCCUUCAUGGAGACGUCUGCCAAGAGCAAGACCAUGGUGGACGAGCUUUUCACCGAGAUCGUACGGCAGAUGGACUUUUGCCCACUGCCGGACCGCAGAGAGGUGUGCUGCCCCGCCUGUAGCGUGCAGUAGCAGUCUAUCGGCAGACGGGUGGCGGAUGGGAGGGCUUAAAUUAGAAAAUCAAGGCAUGCUGGGAAAUGUAGGAACGCAUCCAGCAAAGCAGACAAACAAGGGUAAGAUAAAAUUCCUUCGAUACAGGGUGGAUUUUCUUUGGAAGUCCCCAUCCGUCAGGCCCCUCCCGGUAUACAGCCAAUUUCAGGGGCGUUUCCACGGGCAGAACUGUGCCAAACAAAAGCCAUCAACACGGAGGAUAAGAGCGCUACAUCAGUUUGGGAAGCCAAGAAAAAGAUGGCAGUAAACGUAUCGCCCAGUGUUGUCCUUUUGCACUCUUGUGACUUCUUGACAGCGCCAAGACCAAACACCAGGUUUCUACACGGAUGUCAAGCAGCACCACUGUGAAGGUGUCACACCAGAAGUCGGCCCAGCAGCCGGCCUGCCUAACUAUGAAUGAAUGCAUAGAAGAACGAAUGUCUACUAGAAAAAAACAAACAAACUGCGCCUUUUGGAGAGAUUCACUCAGACUAACCCAAAUGUGGAUGAUGUGUGCAUGAAGUCGUACUCUCACGCCGACCUAGAGUACAAUCUCACCCAAAGAGACGAUGUUAGUCAAUCAUUGUUGAAAUGUGCAGACACUUUACACUUUACAAAAUGAUACCAAUGCCUUGUAUGCUGAACAUUAUAGUGACAGUUGCAUCAGUUAGUGGUUCAGUCUCAUUGACACUUAUUUUCGACAAGAAAAAUAAAUCGUUAUGCACCAG